AUGCAGGUUGCGGCGGCGAUGGGCGCAGGAGCGAGCAGAGGUGCGUGGGCAGCUGCGGCGCAGCGGGCUCGGCUGACGAGCGCAGCAGGGGCACGGUCGGCAUCGGCGUCGGGCGAAUACGACCUAGCGGUGCUGGGCGGCGGGUCGGGCGGACUGGCGACUGCGCGGCGGGCGGCAGAGCACGGGGCCCGGGUGGUACUGGCCGAGGGUGGGAGGCUCGGCGGGACGUGCGUCAACGUCGGGUGCGUGCCCAAGAAGGUGACGUGGGAGGCCGUGAACACGCUCGAGGCGGCCAACCACGAUUUGGGGGCGUUUGGCGGAUACUCUGGCCCGGACGAUGCGCGAAGCCACGUUGAGGCCAAGAUCCACUACCCUACGCUCAAGGCCCGCCGCGAUGCGUACGUCGAGCGACUCAACGGGAUCUACGCCUCGGCGCUUAAGAACGCCGGCGGCAGCGGCGGCUCGAUCGACAUUCUGCGCGAGGACGCGCGCCUGUGGAAGGACAGCGAUGGCCACGUGGCUGGCGUUGAAGGUAAGGAGACAGGCACCGUUGCCAGCGCGUCGUCGGUGGUCAUCGCCACGGGCUCGACGCCGCUGUUUCCGGCGUCGGUGGCCGGCGCCGCCGAGCUGGGUUCGGACUCGGACGCCUUUUUCACCUGGUCCAAGCCGCCGGCAUCGGUGGCGGUUGUCGGCGGCGGGUACAUUGCUGUCGAGCUAGCAGGCAUGCUGGCGGCGCUCGGCUCUGAGACCACCAUGCUUGUCCGCGGCCCGCAGGUGCUUCGCCACAUCGACCCGCAGAUCGCAGACGUGCUCCACUCCCAGCUCACCAGCGCAGGCGUCGACCUCCGCCUCAACACCGGGGUCUCGGCAGUGACCAAAGGAAGCGACGGCCUGCUGGAGGUGGCCUCGCCCGAUGCACAGCUCCCGCUCGGCAUGUGGGACAAGGUUCUCUUUGCCACCGGGCGUGCGCCGCUGACACAGGGCCUCGGCCUCCGCGACGCAGGCAUCGAGCUCAACGACGCCGGAGCCAUUGUGGUUGAUCCACACCACCAGACCUCGAUCCCGCACGUCUUCGCCAUCGGCGACGUGGCUAACACGCCCGGCGACCUCACGCCGGUGGCGAUCAAGGCCGGGCGGACGCUCGCGGAGUGGCUUUUCAACCCGGCGGCUGCCGGCGCGCCGCCCCUCGACUAUGCCACCAUCCCCACGGUCAUGUUCACCCACCCGCCGAUCGGCUCGGUUGGGCUCUCGGAGGCCGAGGCCGUGGCCAAGUUUGGCGCCGACGCCGUCAAGGUCUACUCGGCGUCGUUCACCAACCUCUUCUACGGCCUCCAUGAGCCGGCAGACAAGCAGCCGACGUUGAUGCGCAUUGUAGUCAACACCGCCGACUCGGAGCGGGUCCUCGGCAUCCACGGCAUUGGGCGUGGCAUGGACGAGAUCAUGCAGGGCUUUGGCGUCGCUGUCACCAUGGGCGCCACCAAGGCCGAUCUCGACGCCACCAUCGCCAUCCAUCCCACAGCCGGCGAAGAACUGCGAGCAACAGUUCCCGAGGCCAGUGACAGGAGCAGCAGGCCGGGCGAGCUGGCCGAGUGCCGAGUGCCGAGGCGUCGGGCGAGCGCAGACUUUGUUGGCUAA
This is a messenger RNA of Thecamonas trahens ATCC 50062, 1635 nucleotides long. RefSeq names its product glutathione-disulfide reductase. Gene Ontology annotation, cellular component: cytosol; mitochondrion. Lineage: Eukaryota; Apusomonadida; Apusomonadidae. The transcript has 2 exons. Gene Ontology annotation, molecular function: flavin adenine dinucleotide binding; glutathione-disulfide reductase (NADPH) activity. The coding region runs from base 1 to 1635 and encodes 544 amino acids. The record is from RefSeq and is a predicted model, not a curated record. Gene Ontology annotation, biological process: glutathione metabolic process; cellular response to oxidative stress; cell redox homeostasis.